ACACAAAUUUUUUCUUCAUCUUAAUUCUCUUGCAAGAAUUGGUGCUGUAUAGCAAUGCUAUCGUGUUUACCUUGACACUUUGUUUAAGCUACAGCUGCAUAUCAUUGGCCCAUCCAUAGGCUACAGCCUUCUUGUGUCCAGUCAUGUCGUUCGGCACAAAUAUCGACUUCAAUACGCUGACAAUGUUCAACAGCACACAGGAUUGGCGCCUUCCGAGUCCUUCCUCAACUCCAACAUCUCCAAGCAUCCAAGAUCACCUAUUGCUGACUCCCAAGACUGCCCCCUCGCACUCUCACUUUCUGGAUGCAUUUACUACUCCUGAUGUCAAUGCUGCCAGCACACCACACCUGACACCGUUGUUCACAUUCGACUCUCCCGUCUUCAGUCAUAGCAAGAACAGACUUCGUAGCCCAGAGGAUCCGAGCUUUCAUGUCAACCACUUCUCGCAAGACCUCACACUGCUCCCAGUCGAGCCUUCCCGCCGAUUGACAUCCUCACCAAACCCAUCCUCUACCCCAGUCAAGCAGCGGGAGGUGCACCACAGAUCCAAGAUUACGUCAAAAUUGCCCUCGAACUCAGAGAUGGACCCUUCCCAAAUCCAGACCCCUCCUCCUACACGAGAUUCUUCCUCUCGCAAGAAACAUGGUCAGCCACAAAGCGUGUACCGUAAUAUAACUCCUGCGACUACUGGUCACAGAUCAACUCAAGUCUCAACCCCAGUGAACCAAAAUGCUUUCAAUUCGACUCCAGUGCAAUUCCCUUCACUCCGGUCAUCCACAAGCGGAACCCCAAUCUUCGAUGCUGGACCCUUGACCACUCCUAUCUAUUCCCAGCGGCUUUUCUGGGAGGAUGACUCUGUGCAGCAAGAUAUGGGGAUGAAUGUAAACCUGUCCGUAGAUCCGUUCGGACCUACACCAGGGCGGAACAAUACACCCUUUGGCUGGCCUUUAGUCGAUUCGGGCAACCAAAUGCAAUUCAACGACCUCUCGCAGCAUAACACAACGAAUGCGUCGGACACAAGUUUACCAUUCACUUCCACCAGCGGUGAUGGCCUGACCACUAGCAGUUUUACAACCGGGUCAUUCGCGGCUACCUCAGGGGUAGAUCCGUCAAUGCUGUUCAGUUUUGGUGGGCCUUUCGAUAUGAGCGGAUCGAAUAAAGACCUUACAGAUAACCAACCUGUCGUCGACCAUCUGGGGCGGCGGCCUUACGAACAACAAACAAGAGAGUUUGAACAAGAGCGCCAGCAGCGUGAGCUAGCAAAACAGCGCAAACAGCAGCAACAUUCCCGUACUAAUACAACUUCAUCGUCAGGAUCCAGUGGCCAGCCCUCUCGACCCCUGAUUCAGAGAAGUAGAACAGAAAGUACGAUAUGGCGCGACUCCAACACUGCUUUUGCACAAUCCCGAACGCCCACGUCGAGCAGCCAAUUGGAACACAUACCUCGCAGGUCAUCCCCGUUGAAACGCCUUAGCAGUCAAGGAGGCCUCAGUGCGAUUGCUGAGACGAACCGCAGCCGGCCACGGACACGUCUAGUCAUUGAUGAGUCUGGUCGUGCCAGGACCGAGACAGACCCUUAUGUUCAAGCCCGGCAAGAAAAGACACCACAACCCAAGUACCGGACGCAGUAUCCAGGUCAUUGGGACACUGACGACAGCAGUGAAGAAGACGAGGAUCGGCCUGUGUCUAGUCGCACAAACUCUUUCGCUUUCCCUGCUUCAUCUACAAGACCCUCUUCUAAACAUGCACGUGAUAGCCUAGGCAAGUCUGGCAGUGCAAAGAAGGCUCGUCCCACAUCAUUCAUUUCCCUGACCAAGGCGUUCGAGAAGCCCGGUCCAGACGAAAUCAGCGAUAGUCUGAGAAGAUAUAGCAUGUCCAGCUUCAACGAUUCUCUAGGCCUGUCGAGUGUGAGUGCCACCGAGCCAGGCGACGCCCAACACGCUUUGAAAGCGAUACGUCAAGGUCGUGAAGGGCGUAUUAGGACCCAACAACGAGCGGCACAGAACACACUGAACGCGCACAACAAACGAUGGUCGCAGGCUGCUGCCGUGGACAUUAUGAAGCUCUCUUAUGCGGAUCCCUUCACAUCAUCACCCACAAAUCGCACCGCUGACCAGUCCCUUGAUUUCGCGACGCCAAGCACAGAUCGUAGUAGUGCAUCAGCGGACAGUACACGCUGCGUUUGCAUGUCUCUCGAGGGAGAAGGGCUUAUGAUACAAUGCGAAUCGUGCACCAAAUGGCUCCAUGCCACCUGCGUUGGUGUACAUCCACAGAACGUUCCAUCCGUCUACUUAUGUACUUUCUGCACCGGUAGUACCCCAGCAGCACGAGGAGGCAGAGCAAGAGAGCCAAUGAUGCGAGCUCCAGUGAACGCAUACGCCAAUACAAGUCCAUUAAAGCACAAGUCAACAUACCGACGAUAGUGGACCAUGUCGGCCUCGACUGUUACGGGUCACUACCUCACCUGUGACAUCACACACUCCUGUACCUUCACUGGCUUUACUUGUUGCAUAGCACUUCAUUUGUACAGCAUAUACUCCGGAUGAUCCUGAUCAGUGCAUCAUUUCUCUGCACAUCGUAGAUGACCUCAUCAACCCAUAAUUUUCACCUUCUAAUACUCGGUAACAAUUUUACAGGCGCCACAGCACACCUUCAUACACCCUUUUCAUUCACACUUUCCUUGAUGACACAUUACGCGGCCGCGAUUUCAUGUUUUGACGUUUACAUCACGGCCGUACACAUUGGAGAUGACGUUGGAGUUGGAUGUACUAUGCUUCAAAAGUUCUCAGUCUUUGGGGGAUGCGUCGCCUUAAGGACAUAGCUUAGCUGGUCUAAGCUGCUCAUGGAAUCAAAGUUCAUUCUUGGGCGAAGUCGAAUAAGGUACUUCAUUAUUUGG
This is a messenger RNA of Pseudovirgaria hyperparasitica, 2896 nucleotides long. RefSeq lists its product as uncharacterized. The record is from RefSeq and is a predicted model, not a curated record. The transcript is spliced from 2 exons. Lineage: Eukaryota; Fungi; Ascomycota; Dothideomycetes; Acrospermales; Acrospermaceae. The coding region runs from base 144 to 2423 and encodes 759 amino acids.